UGUUGUACCAAUCGUAUAAAUAGCCAUAGUCAAACCGUAAUCCUUUCAAACAUCAUUUGAAACAUUCAAACAGAUCACAUCGUUCAUCGUUCAAGAAAAAAAAAUCAUCAAAUAACUCAUUCAACAAUGAUUCAGUCAAUUAUAUCAGUAUGCCUUUUGUUGGCUAGCACUUGCCACGCUGGUGGAUACGGCGGAAGUGGCGGAUCUAGCUUUGGUGGUAGUCUUCUUGGUGGUGGCGGUGGUGGCUCUUACGGUUCUGGAGGAAGCGGUGGCGGUUCCGUACAACCAGUAUCAGGUUUUGGUGGUGGCCCUGUUACAGCAGCUGUACAAUCUUCACAUACAGUUGAAAUCCGUCACGUCAAUGUACCAAUGGAAUUACCUCAACCACAAAUUGUUGAAGUUGAAGCUGGUAAUUUACCACUUACCAUCCAUUUUAAAUCAGCAUCCAGCGCUUUGAACGUCGUACAAACUCAUCAGCCAGGUCUUGCAGGUGAAGCUCAACACACCACAUCUGAAGAUGAACCGCAUCGAUUAGUACACGAAGUUACUAAGCCAGUUAUCCAAGAAGUUCGUGAAAUCAUUACACCAUAUCGAAGAGUUAUUCAGGAAAUUAAACCAGUCCAAGAAGAAAUUCAGACCAUCAUUGCCAAAGGUGAACCACGUGGCAAUAUGCAAUCUAGUGAUUAUGGUUCUGGUUUAGGCAGUGGACUCAAAGGUGGUUUAAGUGGCCAAUAUGCUGCAGCUGCUUCGAAUCAACCAACCAGUUCAAUUACACGAGCUUCUUCUUCAUCAAGUAAAUUAUCAGGCAGCUCAUCAAGCCCAUCAUCAGGUUCAGUGUCUUACUUCAAUGAUGGUUUAUCCGGCGUUUCAUUUGCACAAGCAUCCUCUCCAUCAAGCGGCUCUUCUUCAUCAUCAACUAGCGGAACCAAAAGUUCACCAGUUUCACAAUCGACAGGUGGAUCAUCGAUUCGAAUUCUUGAAGGUGGCAAUAGUCGAUCCAGUGGUAUGAGCACCAUCAACGCUUACAAAUCCCGUGCCUAAACUGUUUUCAAUCGAUCAAGCCUUUCACUCAACCCAGUCCAGUCACGCUAUAUUAAAUAGCAUCAUCAUCAUCUUCAUCAUCAUCAUCAUUAUCAUGUACGCGCACAAAAAAAAAUAAAAUAAAUCAUCUCCUUUCCCUUUAUUGCUCUCGAUUCGUUACUUGAUCAUCAUCAGUGAUCGGGCAUCAAAAAUCGAGUGAUUUUUUUUUGCCUUCUAAAAUCCGAUGAAGUCGGUUUUUUUUUGGUUGGAUUAAAACUCGCAAUUCUCAUCAAAACACACAAC
Molecule: messenger RNA, 1323 nt
Organism: Dermatophagoides pteronyssinus (European house dust mite)
Lineage: Eukaryota; Metazoa; Arthropoda; Arachnida; Sarcoptiformes; Pyroglyphidae
Source: RefSeq, a predicted model, not a curated record